Messenger RNA from Funneliformis geosporum, 1308 nucleotides. The record is from the annotation of a GenBank genome assembly. NCBI's taxonomy places the organism in Eukaryota, Fungi, Glomeromycota, Glomeromycetes, Glomerales, Glomeraceae.
AUGUGGGCUUGUUUAAAUAAAAAUUGUCCUUGUCUUCCAUUUCGAAAUUCACAACCACUUGACCAUUAUUCUUAUGACGACGAUGAUAACAGAGAGUUUGAAAGUUUGCUGGCGGAACAAAAUCCUGAAUCUAUAGCAGCGUUUCUUUCACGUACUCCAUUUCAGAGGCCUGGUGGUUCAGAAUAUCUAAGAAUUGAUAACAUGGUAACACCUAAUGAAGAAUCCUUAGUCUCGACAGGACGUCUAGAUAAUUUAUUGGACGAUGAAGAUAACUUACAAACUCAGGAUGCGCAGUUUUUGCCUGAUGAGCAGAUUAAUAAAUUUACAGAAUUAAUCGUUAGUGAACAGACAAAAUAUGAUCAAGCAACCGAUGCACAAUUAGCUGCGGAAGAAGAGGAGGCUAGGCGUUUAGAGGAGGAAGAAAUUCAAAGAAAACGUCAAGCAGCUACGGAAGCAGCGUAUGCUAAAGGCUUGAUAACACCGGAUCAUAUCUUUACCGUUAAUGAUGAGGACGACGACGAUGAAGUAACCGAUUCGUCUAGAACCGCAUAUUCUGUGAAUUUAGAUGGGUCUUCGGUUGAAUUAUCCACCACUGAAAGUCCAAUUUAUGAGGAGGAACAAAAUUCAUCAUCAUUAAAUAAACCUCGUAAUCCACAUGAAAGAUUCGUAGCGAGUGAAGUAAAUGAGGAUGAUUAUGAAACGGAUUUUGAUGACUUUCGUAAGAUUAAAGGUUCAGCCGCCCACCAAUUCCAAAGAUCAAGCUACAAUCGACGACCCUCUAACUCGUUCAGUCGCCAGCACUCAACAUGGAGCAUAAUAAGGGAUAAAGAAUCAAAGAUGGAAGACUAUUCACCUUUUCACGUAAGCAUUCUACGAUCCGAUGAUUACGAAAUAAGUCAUGAAGAUUAUAGUCCGACUACAGGAGAUGAAGAAAUUGAUCAUCCUUUUGUCAAUAUUUUACCCGACUUUGAGAGGUUAGGCUCAUUUAUCAAAGGCCUCACAAAUUCCACGAUACUUAAAGGAAAAUACAAAUUGAUAAAUAAAGAUGAGAGCAACAAAGGAAAUAUUAAUCUUAAUAAUCAAGAAAUUAAUAAUUUAAACGAGUUAGAUUUAAAUAACAUCAAAAAUAAUAAGAAAAAAUCGGUUACUUUUACUGCUGAGCCUGAUAGUAGCAUAGAAUCGUCUUCUCCAAUUUCAUAUGGUUUUGCAUUUGGCGGUAGUAAUAGUAUUAGUGGACGUAGAGGUUUGCGUAAAUUAGUUAAUGGGUUAUCGGGUUCUUCCAGAUCUUCAACUGAAGUCAAUGGGUAG